UUUUGCGACCACAUUGUUCAUGUUGACCAGUUGACUGUUUUUAUAGCACCGUUAUACGAUGGGCGAUAUGAACAGAAAUUCUAAUCUCUACAUAGAAGCAGCGAGAGUUUUACACGAUAUAUAUGAGAAAAAAGGAUCAAUCAAAACCUGCGUACACAGAUCUUCCUUUCAGGAGAAACAGAUGUUAACAGCUUUGGUCAGUCAGACCUUGAGGUUUGCAAAAGUUUUGGAAACGGUUGUGAAGCGGACGAAACUUCUGGAGAACAACAGGCUACUUUGGAAUGAUGGGAUGCUGGCCAGAGUUCUACUGUACGAUUUCAUGAUUGGGCCAGGUCUUUACAAACCAGGAAGGUUAAAGGUGGUGAUGGUGAAAAACAAGGAGAUAAUUACCAGCGAAUUUGACCGACUUCUGACUGCGUAUGGAGUAAAUGAGUGCUCAGAGCUGCCAAGUUCAACAACAGAGGCCCUGCCUCGUUAUGUCAGAGUUAACCUGAUCAAAACUUCCGUGGACGAAGUCAUUAAUUCUUUUGUGGACAAGGGAUGGACAUUGCUUCAUGUACCGACAGAUUUUUCCAGCUUCAAAGAGGUUUGCCAAAAUUUGGAUGAGAACCAGUUUUUGAGGGAUUUCCAUCUUGACGACCUGCUAGUUUUCCCUGCACACACAGAUUUUCAUGACUCAAGACUUGUCCAGGACGGCACAGUCAUUCUGCAAGAUAAGGCCAGUUGUCUCCCCGCUCACAUUUUGUCACCUCCAGAGGGAGCUGUGGUUGUAGACAGCUGUGCUGCCCCCGGCAACAAGACAAGUCACAUGGCCAGUUUAAUGGGAAACAAAGGUACAAUCUAUGCCUUUGACCACAAGGAGGACAGGAUAGAAGUUCUACAAGAGCGGAUGGAGGGAGCAGGAGUCAGCUGUAAAGUGGCCCGCUGUAUGGACUUCCUGAGGGUCAAGACGGACAGCCAGACCUACAGAGAUGUGGAGUACGUAAUGGUGGACCCGUCCUGUAGCGGCUCAGGUAUAGUCAGCCGGUUGGACAGCCUGACGAAUGACGACGCGUCCGUCUCACAGCAUCGUCUUGGCCAACUCCACAAGCUGCAGGCCCAGAUUUUACGGCAUGCCUUCUCCUUUCCAAAGGUUAAAAAGAUUGUGUAUUCCACGUGUUCCAUCAACGAGGAAGAAAAUGAGCAAGUCUGUGAGGAAAUCUACGAAAAGUUCAAAGAGAGAUUCAAGAUAAAAAAGGUUAUGAAAAACUGGCCAGAAAGGGGGAGGGAGGGCUACCAGAAAAGUGACCGUUAUUUACGAGCAAGUCCGACCGCAACACUGACCAACGGUUUCUUUGUCGCCUGCUUCAAACGAAGGAAAAGGAAACAGGAAGUGGGCAGCAUGGAAAAUGGAAUGGAUCAGGAAGAAGUAAGUUCGGAAGACGAUCAAGGAAGUCAGAAGCAGAAUGGAAUGGAUGAUGAGGAAAAGGAAGGUUCGAAGAAAAGGAAAAAACGGAAAGAAAAACAAUCCAGCGAGGAAGGAGGUGAAGAAUUGAUGGAAAUAAAUGAGAAGAAGGAAAAGAAGAAGAAGAGCAAGAAGAGAAAGAGAGAUAUGUAUGAAGAAGAAACACCAGUCAAAAGGAAAGAAGAAGAUAUGGGGGAGAAGAAAGAAGAAGAAAAAGAAGAAGAGGUACUGGAAAGAUCUGUAAAAAAGAGAAAAGAAAGAACAUCCAAGAGCAGCCAUUGUUCAGAUACAAUUGACAUUAGAGACAAAUCAGAAAAAAUGGACACGGUAGAAAGUAUUGCGAGUGUUGGUACAGAGAAUAGCACUGCUAAAAUACACAAAAAGAAGAAGAAACGCUCAAAAGACUAAGAUUUAAGAAGAAAUGUAUUCAUGUGUACAAUAUGUGUUCUAGUGUGUUUUGGGUGAGACUGUGGUUUUAUCAAAUAUUCAUGGAAUUCUGUAUUAUACUAGAUUCUGUAAUUGAGAUUAUGUAUGAAAUUAAUUGUUUACUGAGAAGCAAAUUUUAAUAUCACAUCUUAUUCAUUUGAUGGUGAAGACCAAAGUACCGGUAUGCAAUGUUGUACGUGAUGCGUGUAUGUAUGUAUGUAUGUAUGUGUGAUGUACAGACAUGAUGUGUAUGUAUGUGAUGUACAGACAUGAUGUGUAUGUAUGUGAUGUACAGACAUGAUGUGUAUGUAUGUGAUGUACAGACAUGAUGUGUAUGUAUGUGAUGUACAGACAUGAUGUGUAUGUAUGUGUGAUGUAAAGACAGGAUUUUAUGACAUACAUGUACUUGUACUCAGGAGUACUAGUGUGUGUGUAAAUAAGAUAGGUGUGUUAUACAAUGUUUAUGUAUGAACUGUAUACAUGUAGAUGUACAGACUCAACAAUAUUCGCUGAAUACCAAUAUUUGUGGGUUUUGUUGGUUAGUUGAUCCAAAAAUUAAAUGUUCACUGAAGUUCAUUUUCUAAACCAUCAUAUUCUGUAUGCAGGCAGGGAAAUAUUUGUCUCCAAUUUAUUUUGGCUCUUUUUGUCCUCGUUGUUAUCGACAACUGCAUCUGGGAGAAUUCAAGAAGGGGCAAAACCAUUUACAAAUGUAAAAGGGUAAAAAUAACACAGGGUGAAAAUAAACCCUGUAUACUGUAUUGAUAAGAUCAGCAAUCUUAGCUAUUACAAACUGAUUUUUCACUAAAUCUAUGGAUAUUGGUACUGCUCACAAAUUAGUGAAACCACGAUAUCAUGAGCAGCUGUAUCCAGAAAAAAUUCCCAGGAGGGUCAGAUGAAUAUUUUGGUAAUUUUACCAUGUAAAUUUAAGAAAUAUGAUUUUUAUACCGGGGAGGGGGGG
Magallana angulata is the source of this 2828-nucleotide messenger RNA. RefSeq names its product 28S rRNA (cytosine-C(5))-methyltransferase-like. NCBI's taxonomy places the organism in Eukaryota, Metazoa, Mollusca, Bivalvia, Ostreida, Ostreidae. The coding region runs from base 59 to 1852 and encodes 597 amino acids. Gene Ontology annotation, molecular function: methyltransferase activity. The record is from RefSeq and is a predicted model, not a curated record. The transcript has 9 exons. Gene Ontology annotation, cellular component: nucleolus. Gene Ontology annotation, biological process: rRNA base methylation.